This is a messenger RNA of Durio zibethinus, 1136 nucleotides long. RefSeq lists its product as uncharacterized. The record is from RefSeq and is a predicted model, not a curated record. Lineage: Eukaryota; Viridiplantae; Streptophyta; Magnoliopsida; Malvales; Malvaceae. Gene Ontology annotation, cellular component: nuclear pore; SAGA complex. Gene Ontology annotation, molecular function: transcription coactivator activity. Gene Ontology annotation, biological process: positive regulation of DNA-templated transcription; mRNA export from nucleus.
GGGAGAAUAAAAAAAUCUGGGGUUUUCUCGUCGUUAGGAGUCCGUAUCCAUAUGUGGUUCAAAACCUAGGGAAGGAGAAUAGAGUUGUAAAUUGUAAUUGUGCUUAUCUCGGUAACUCAACUCAGGCAGCUCUACCUGUUCCGGAGCGAGCGUAAGUGGGGCAACGCAUUUUCCUCGUCGUCCCAAUCCCAAACUUGUAAUUCCCAGCUAGGAAAUGUCUCACUCUCACAAAUUGGUCAUCAAGUCUUCAGUCAGUCGUCCCCCAACACCAACACCAACACCAGAUGCGAACAAGGAUCAUCAAGAUCAAAAGCCCUCUCUUCAAGAAAUCAACACCAAGUUCAUUGAGAGCGGAGAAAAAGAGCGGCUGAAGGAGCUUUUGAGGGAAAGGCUUAUAGAAUGCGGUUGGAGAGACGAGAUGAAAGCUCUUUGCAGGGCAUUUACAAGGAAGAAAGGAAGGAACAAUGUUACAGUGGAUGACCUAGUGCAUGUAAUCACCCCAAAAGGUAGAGCAUCUGUUCCUGAUUCUGUGAAGGCCGAACUGUUACAUAAGAUUAGAACUUUUCUUGCAUCAAAUGCUGCUUGAUAUCAUUCAAGUAGUCUACUAAGAAACUUGCCAUUGUGGGUUUCCAUUUUAAGUGCUGUUAGUCUGCUUUUGUCAUAUGAACGCUUUCAUGAAGGAUUAUAAUCACAUUGUUUCUUCGGACUCGUUUGUUGUUUUCUGGGUGACAAGUUGAAGCAACGGAUAGAAGCUGUUUUCAUUGUUAAGUAAGUUGUGCAACUCAAAUUGGCCACAUAAUGUUAGGACUCUUGAGUUGUAUUAGUAUUAGUAUUAUAGUUAUUCAAGACACUGGAUAUUUACAAAGUACAACCCAUCCUUCGAUGAAUUAAUUGUAGUAGUAAAUAGAGAAAAUAAAUGUUAAUUGUAUUCGUGUGUCUUAGAGGUGCAAACAACCCAAGCGCACAGCACGGUUUAGCCCAUCAUGAAUUGUGCCAGCAUGGUUUAUGUUGCUAUGGUAAUGGUGUUUUCAUUUGAUAUAUUUAUUGAUUUUUUAAGUGGUAAGAGCUCAUGAUAUUUUUAGUUGGUAUGAUUGUAUACUUUUAUAAUCAAAAGAAUGUGGCAAUUUAACAAACGG